Messenger RNA from Trematomus bernacchii (emerald rockcod), 3266 nucleotides. RefSeq names its product MICAL-like protein 1. Bases 579 to 3008 code for a protein of 809 amino acids. The record is from RefSeq and is a predicted model, not a curated record. The transcript has 15 exons. Lineage: Eukaryota; Metazoa; Chordata; Actinopteri; Perciformes; Nototheniidae. Gene Ontology annotation, molecular function: protein binding.
UUUUCAACAAAAUAAGAGACUGUAAUUAGAAACCUCCCCUUCCUAAUUAUAGAGAAGCUGUGUCUCCCUCUAGAGGCAGCUAUUGUGCACAUCAGUGAGUAAAUGGAGCACAACCAGAAGGACUACAGAGAGUAACGGGAUUUGAUUUAAAGUGCGAUCUCCUUUAUGGAAAUAUACCUGAGUGAGUCAUUGGAUGAUUUCACAUCUUUUUAUUGGACGAUAACUCGGUACAUGCACAAGUCUGUGGUAAAAAAAAAUAUGCCAUUGUGUUACCGCUAUAGUGAGCGUGAGGGAAACCGUUAGUUGUGGCUGGAAAGCAGGUUGAAGUAGCUUUAAUGCACGGACACUUUGAUUUUAUCUAUGUUUUUUAUAUGACAACGAAACAGGGGAAACUAUCUUCCUUCCUACCUGUUGCUUCACCAACUCGAUGCGCAAGUGUGGCCGCAAGUUUUCUGCACAGAAAAAGUUGCUGCAUGGGUACUAGGUGCUCAUUUCCUGUUUCCUCCUGAGAGCCAAACCUGUCCGGAUGAUUUGAUCUCCUUUCAUUUAUAAAGUGCCAUGUUCUUCAGCAAGCCGACAUGUCAAAUCGCACAGAAAUGGCAUCACCGAAGACUUUACGAGAGUGGUGCCGCUGCACAUGCGCCAACUACCCCGAUGUGGAAAUUAGGAACAUGUCAACUUCAUUCAGAGAUGGACUUGCUUUCUGUGCCAUCAUCCACAAACACCGACCUGACUUGAUAGAUUUCAGCUCCCUCUCCAAAGAUAAUGUCUAUCAAAACAACAAACUGGCCUUUGAGACUGCGGAGAGGAAGCUGGGCCUCCCUGCGCUACUGGACCCGAAGGACCUGGUGUCCAACAAGGUGCCCGACUCUCUGAGCGUCAUCACCUACAUCUCCCAGUACUACCACUUCUUCAACAGGAAGUCUUAUGCAGGUCUUCCCAGUCUGAAAUCACCCCACGUCACUUUCCUGAACAACCUCACAAAGAGUAAAACCCCCGAUGGUCUGAAGCCCCUGAAGAACCCGACUGAUCUUGAAACCGGUAGAGAAGAUCGUCUGUCCAACACGAGGCCGUGCACAGUGUGUAGUUUGUGUUUUAACUCUGUCCACCUCAUACAGAGACAUUUAAUGGACGGAAAGGUCUUCCAUCGCAGCUGUUUCAGGUGCAAAGUGUGCCACAGCACUCUUUUACCUGGGUCGUACACACUGAGGAGUGAGGAUGGCUCUCUGAUCUGCUCUCACCACAUAACAGACAGUCCGAGUGUUGAACUAAAUCAGCAAGUUACACCUCCUGAGAUCCUGCCAAAAUGUAAGUUUCAGGAAGGUUAUGUUUCUCUGGGGGGAUUGGCCGUCACCUCCGUCCCUUAUUACGGCAAAAAAACAGAGUCAGCGGACAGACUGGUUUUUAAAACACCAGAGAUGGAGGGGAAGGAAAAGCAAGAGAGAAGCAGCCGAGAUUCAGCUGAUGGAGUAAAGAGCGUGGAAAAGAAACCAGCGCCUCCUCUUCUUCCUCCACCUAUUGUUAAAGGCGGGACUGGUGAAGGAGGUGGAGCGGCACCCAUUCUGGCAGAAGAUGAGAGACAACAGGAGGCGACACACUCCUCUGAGCUUUCUACACCCUGCAUACGAGUCACAGAGGAAGGAAGCAGCCGUCCGGUUCCUGCUCCCCGACGGAUGCUGGACUCGGUCCCUGUUCCUGCUCCCAGGAUCAAAACUGCACCGACGACUAAAAGUGCCUCUGCUGCAGCCGGAAAUUCAUCAAUACCUAACAAGUGUUCACCCAACUCAUCUCACAUCAGCAGCCCGAGCAGAGGAAACCCUAAAGUACAGUCCAACCAUCCCUGGAUCACCAUCGUCCACCCGGGGCCCUGGACCCAGCUGCCCCCCGCUCCUCCUCCGGUCCCCACCCCUCGAUCCAAAUCUGGCUUUAACCAGAGGAGAACAUGGUACAAACCCCAAGUGCCCGCUCCCAAUCCGUUUGGAGAGGAGGAGGGGGAGGAGGAGGGGGAGGAGGACCCCAAGGAGGAAGAGGGUGCUAAACCUCAGGCUGUAGAACAAGCUGGAGAUACCAGUCAACUCAGUUUAUCAGAUUUGGAUGAAACUGGAAAGACGGGAGGUUCACCCCUGGAUGUGACUGAAGCAGAAGCAGCAGGGACAAAUGCCAUUUCAGAGGAAACACAGAGUCACAUUUUACCCAGAAGUCUCUCUGUGCCGGCCAUCACAUCUGCCCGCUCUCAAAGUUCCCUUUCCAGUUUUGACUUGACGGAGGAAACUGAAUCUGAUCAGGUCAUGUCAAGUUCAAGUAAGGUGGCCUGCAAAGAGAAUCCCUUUGAUCGGAAACCUGGAAUACCCAAAUCUAAAACCUUUCAGACCCUGCAGUCUGCGAGGGCCCCGGCCCCCGGACAUGGCUUCCCACUCAUCAAGAGGAAGGUGCAGACGGACCAGAAUGCGUCCUCAGCAGAUCUGCAGCUGGAGAUGAGUGAGCUGGAUAAACAUCUGGAGGAUCUGGAACAAAGAGGGGUCGAGCUGGAGAGGAAUCUGAGAGACUACAAGAACGAUAAAGAGGAGGAACAGAUGCUAAUGGAGUGGUUCUCUCUGAACCAUGAGAGACAUGUUCUGGUGCACAGAGGAACAGAGCUGUUUUAUCUGACGAAGCAGCAGAAGUUGGAGGAGAGGCAGGCAGAUGUGGAGUACGAGCUCAGAUGUCUCCUUAACAAACCAGAGAGUGACUGGAGUGAGGAGGAUCGGGGGCUGGAGGGGCAGCUGAUGGACGAGCUGGUCGCCGUCAUCGAGCAGAGGAACCAGAUUGUAGGCAGCUUGGAUCAGGACAGGCAGAGGGAAAGUGAAGAAGAUAUGCAUUUGGAAGCCAUGAGGAAGAACAAAGAUUUCCAGAAAGAAGGACUGAAGGACCUAAAGAAGUCAAAAGGAAAGUUCAAGCCGGCGAAGAUGUUUAAGAUGCUGAAUCACAAAGCAGAGAGCAACAAAGACUCUGUGGACAAAAAGAGCUGAAGUAUUAUCACAACUGCUGACAACAACUCAUACUCUGAGAGGAUAAAAGUGGAAUCUGAUAACAACAUGAAAAACCUUUUUUAUUUUACUUUGAAGAGCAGCUCGGUAACAUAGACUUGUUAUUCUCUAAUAUUAAUGUUUCAGUUUUAUCGGUGUACAUAUUCUCUAUGCUGUUCAUUUACUUUCCCUAUCUCCUGUAUGUAAUAUAUUUAUGUUUUAUUUGAUUACAUUUGUUAUAGUAUGCAAUAAAUAUGUAUA